Molecule: messenger RNA, 1345 nt
Organism: Homo sapiens (human)
Lineage: Eukaryota; Metazoa; Chordata; Mammalia; Primates; Hominidae
Gene: FAM174A
Product: family with sequence similarity 174 member A
Exons: 4
Coding region: 158-745 (195 amino acids)
Cellular component (GO): membrane
Source: RefSeq, a predicted model, not a curated record
AGCUGCCACUGCUGUAGCUUCUGCCACCUGCCACGACCGGGCCUCUCCCUGGCGUUUGGUCACCUCUGCUUCAUUCUCCACCGCGCCUAUGGUCCCUCUUGGAGCCAGCGUGGCGGGCCUGGCGGCUCCCGGGUGGUGAGAGAGCGGUCCGGGAACGAUGAAGGCCUCGCAGUGCUGCUGCUGUCUCAGCCACCUCUUGGCUUCCGUCCUCCUCCUGCUGUUGCUGCCUGAACUAAGCGGGCCCCUGGCAGUCCUGCUGCAGGCAGCCGAGGCCGCGCCAGGUCUUGGGCCUCCUGACCCUAGACCACGGACAUUACCGCCGCUGCCACCGGGCCCUACCCCUGCCCAGCAGCCGGGCCGUGGUCUGGCUGAAGCUGCGGGGCCGCGGGGCUCCGAGGGAGGCAAUGGCAGCAACCCUGUGGCCGGGCUUGAGACGGACGAUCACGGAGGGAAGGCCGGGGAAGGCUCGGUGGGUGGCGGCCUUGCUGUGAGCCCCAACCCUGGCGACAAGCCCAUGACCCAGCGGGCCCUGACCGUGUUGAUGGUGGUGAGCGGCGCGGUGCUGGUGUACUUCGUGGUCAGGACGGUCAGGAUGAGAAGAAGAAACCGAAAGACUAGGAGAUAUGGAGUUUUGGACACUAACAUAGAAAAUAUGGAAUUGACACCUUUAGAACAGGAUGAUGAGGAUGAUGACAACACGUUGUUUGAUGCCAAUCAUCCUCGAAGACUGCUGUGGAAUUCCUGAGAAAGAGCAACUGAGGGAUAGCAACAUGGAUUUCACUGAAUAAGAAUGUGCCUUUUGAUGAAAGAACUUUAUCUUUCUACAAUGAAGAGUGGAAUUUCUAUGUUUAAGGAAUAAGAAGCCACUAUAUCAAUGUUGGGGGGGUAUUUAAGUUACAUAUAUUUUAACAACCUUUAAUUUGCUGUUGCAAUAAAUACCGUAUCCUUUUAUUAUAUCUUUAUAUGUAUAGAAGUACUCUGUUAAUGGGCUCAGAGAUGUUGGGGAUAAAGUAUACUGUAAUAAUUUAUCUGUUUGAAAAUUACUAUAAAACGGUGUUUUCUGAUCGGUUUUUGUUUCCUGCUUACCAUAUGAUUGUAAAUUGUUUUAUGUAUUAAUCAGUUAAUGCUAAUUAUUUUUGCUGAUGUCAUAUGUUAAAGAGCUAUAAAUUCCAACAACCAACUGGUGUGUAAAAAUAAUUUAAAAUUUCCUUUACUGAAAGGUAUUUCCCAUUUUUGUGGGGAAAAGAAGCCAAAUUUAUUACUUUGUGUUGGGGUUUUUAAAAUAUUAAGAAAUGUCUAAGUUAUUGUUUGCAAAACAAUAAAUAUGAUUUUAAAUUCUCUUAAA